Messenger RNA from Mycena citricolor, 4107 nucleotides. The record is from the annotation of a GenBank genome assembly. Lineage: Eukaryota; Fungi; Basidiomycota; Agaricomycetes; Agaricales; Mycenaceae.
AGCCCAGUACAUGACAUGUAACGAAGCGCGCGCUGUUGGUGCUCACCGUGAUACCAACAUUUGGGGUUCUCGAACGUGUUAAGACAGCGUUUUAGAGCUGACCAUUCGGGCAGAAGCGGCGUAGCUGUCUCGGCACGUCUCGUCAUUCCGACCUCUACAGGCCAACGGCGUCGAACGUCGUGCGGACGUCUCAUCUGACCUUGUUCAUGACUCCUACGUCGGUUCGACUGCCUCCGUCCCUUCUUUCGGACGGUUCUGUGUCCCAGCGAAGCUCAAUCUGGGGGGCUCGUAACGCUAACGUUCCGAAGAAACCCGAGCAUGCACCUAUAAAUCCUACUGGCACCACUCGGGCUGUUGUGCGCGCGCAUGUUUCUGCUCCUCACAUUUCUCGCUGCCCUGCAGGCUCUUGCCCGGGGACAGGGCUUCCCUGACUGCGUCAAUGGGCCGCUGGCCAAGAACGCUGUAUGCGACACCUCCAAGGAUCCUAUCACUCGAGCCCGCGCGCUCGUCGCGGUGAUGACCACGACGGAGCUCAUCAACAACACUGUGCAUAUGGCUACUGGCGUGCCACGGUUGGGGAUACCGAAGUACGACUGGUGGAACGAGGCGCUGCAUGGUGUAUCGACGGACCACGGCGUCGACUUCGCUGCCAGUGGGAAUUUCAGCUACGCGACUUCGUUUCCUCAACCUAUCGUCAUGAGUGCUGCAUUCGACGAUGCUCUGAUCAACACGGUCGCUUCAACGAUCAGCACUGAAGCGCGUGCAUUUUCAAAUGCGGCGCGGACUGGGCUGGAUUGGUUCGCGCCGAACAUCAACCCGUGGCGUGACCCGCGGUGGGGCCGGGGCCCGGAGACGCCUGGAGAAGACGCGUUCCGUGCGGCGCAGUAUGUAUAUCAGUUUGUCGAAGGCUUCCAGGGCGGAAUCGAUCCGAAACCGUACAUCAAGAACACGGCAGUCUGCAAGCACUGGGCUGGGUAUGACGUCGAAAGCAACCGGUUCUCAUUUGAUGCUAUCAUCAACACGCAAGAGCUGAGCGAGUACUUCACGCGCCCUUUCCAGACUUGUGUGCGCGAUGCCCGGGUCAAUGGGGUCAUGUGUUCCUACAAUGCUGUGAAUGGAGUGCCCACUUGUGCAAGCCCCUACCUGCUCCAGGAUGUGUUGAUUGGUUCCUAUGGUCUCAGCAAUGAUAGCUGGAUUACCAGUGACUGUGAUGCCAUCGCCAACAUCUUCGACUCUCACAAUUAUACCGACUCGUAUGCCGCUGCAGCUGCAGUGGCCAUCAAGGCCGGGACAAAUGUGAAUUGUGGGACCACCUUCUCCCUCUAUCUCCAAGUGGCCAUCGAUCAAGGCCUGGCAGACCGCGCCGAUGUCGAGGGCGCAGUCGUGCGGCUGUACUCGUCUCUUGUGCGUCUGGGGUACUUUGAUCCGCCCGCCCAGCAACCGUAUCGACAGAUCACAUGGGAUGCGGUGAACACCCCAUCUGCUCAGACAUUGGCAUACGUCUCAGCGACUGAGGGCCUGGUGCUGCUCAAAAACGACGGAACGCUUCCGCUGAAGAAGAACCUGACGAAGAUGGCCGUCAUUGGCCCGUGGGCCAAUGCCACCGUCCAGAUGCAGGGAAACUACUUUGGCACUGCACCAUUCUUGAUUACGCCCAUCAUGGGAGCUCGUGCAGCUGGAUAUCAAGUGGAUUAUGUUCCCGGCGUGGCGAAUGUUCUCGAUUCGUCCACUGCUGGGUUUGCCGACGCGAUUGCUGCUGCUUCUGCUGCCGACGUCGUCGUCUUUGUCGGUGGAAUUGACACUACUGUCGAGCGGGAAUCUCUCGAUAGAACGACCAUUGUUUGGACCGGCGCCCAGCUAGAGCUGAUCCAGAAUCUGACGGCUAUCGGCAAGCCUCUCGUCGUGGUGCAGUGCGGUGCGGGUCAAAUCGACGAUUCGCCGCUGCUUUCAAAUCCGGGUGUCGGAGCCAUUCUUUGGGCAGGAUACCCCGGCCAAAGCGGUGGAGCGGCUAUUUUCGACAUUAUCAGUGGCAAAGUCGCCCCUGCUGGCCGGUUGCCUGUGACGCAAUACCCCGCAGCUUUCAUCAACCAGGUGCCCAUCACCGACAUGAACCUGCGGCCAAACAAGACGUCGGGGAACCCUGGGCGGACAUAUCAAUGGUAUACUGGCUCUUCUGUCGUCGAGUUCGGCUUCGGGCUGCAUUACACGACGUUCUCGAUCCAUUGGCAGACGACGCCGGUCGCGAGCUACUCGAUCUCGAAUCUGCUGAAGAAGGCUCAAUCCGCUGCGCACCCUGAUCUGGGGGUGUUUGACACGUUCAAAGUCAACGUGCACAACGCCGGGAACACCGUGUCGGACUUUGUCGCUCUGAUGUUUGUGAAAACGACGGCAGGGCCGCCGCCGUUCCCGAACAAAUCGUUGAUAGGGUACUCGCGCGUGGCUGCGCUCAAGGCUGGCUGGACGGUCGCUGCGUCGAUUAGUGUGACCCUGGGGAGCAUCGCGCGCACCGACGAGGGCGGCAAUCUCUGGUUGUACCCCGGCAGCUACAGCCUCAGUGUCGAUGUCCCUGAGAGCCUGACCCAUAAAUUCACUCUCACCGGUCAAGCGGUGCAGCUCAGUCACUUUCCCGCACCCCCAUGAGUAACUACAAUAAUACAUGUACUUUAUGUAGUAACAAAAUGUGUGGACAUCAGUGGCAGUACAUUUCUAUCACUUUAUGACGUCGACCAUCCUCCAUGGACAAUGCACUCACCUUGAACGACAUUCGCGUGAAAACCUGCUUUAUCUGCCUCGAUAGCGAAGAGGGCACGGAGAGUCCCGGAUCCAACUCCUCAUGGGUGCACCCGUGCCCGAACUGCUCGCUGCUGGCCCACCGCAGCUGCCUCUCGCGCUGGAUCGACUCCCUGCCGCGCCGAGGACCCGCCCCGACCUCGCGUCGCGCACGCGCCACCAUGCACGCCAUGCGCCUCUUCGAUCUCACGGCGUUCCGGUGUCCGCGGUGUCGCAAGCGGUACGAGUUCAGCAACCCGGGGCGUCCGCGGCUCUACACGCUCGGCGUCGUGGUGAACACGGUGCUGUAUAUCGGCUCGGAGCUCGUAUCGGUUGCGUGCACCCUGGCCGGGAUCCAGGUCGUGUAUCUCAUUCCCGCGGCGGUCGCGGCGGGUCGGCUGGCUGGACACUUUCUGUACGAGAUCGCGCUGGUGCAGUCGUAUAUCGGGACGAGCACGAUGCAACUCAUCCCAACCGUGCAACCUGAAGCCCUCAUCCGCUCUGUCUUCGUCAUGGGAUCCCUUAUUCCGUUCCGAAUGCUGCUGCCGGGCGCGGUGCCCGAAUGGAUCGUCCCGUUGUACAUCUCCAUGCCCUACAUCCUCUAUCUCUGUCUCCCCACCACAGCCACCGAUAGACCACACUUCAGAGCUCCUUCCUCGGCCUCGAUAUCGCUGUGGCCCCCGUCGCCUGCGCUUAUAGGUCUCGUGAUCGUACCGCUGCUCCGCCCGGUGUACAGACGGCUCCGCGCUUUCGUCGGUGCGCGACUUCUCGGCUGUCCUCCUCCGCAGAGACAGCGUCGGUAUUUUGCUGACGGAAUCAAAACCUUCUUUGCCCCCCGGCGCCGGAAUGCGACCCAGCCUGGCUCUGGCUCCGGCUCCGGCUCUGAAGGCAACGCUCUCUCGGACCUCGACCCGCCGGCCGUCGAGGUGGCCAGCGCCAUGAUGGAGAAAGACCAGACGUCGGUCACGCACCAGAUCCUGCAAGCUGUUUGCACGAUCUACCUUCCGAGCCUCUUCGGGAAGCUGCUGUGUGCUGCUGCUGCUGCUGGUGCUCCGGGGCGAUCCGCGGCCCUGCGAGGGUUUCUCGGGAUGGACCGGGUGCGGCCGUCUCGUGUGAUUACGAGUUCUUCCUCGUAUAUGGCGUAUUGGGCGAUGGUGCGAUCCGGUGAUGGUGUGUUGUGCAAGAGCAGGGCUUUGGCGGGGCUGCUGCUCGGCGGCUCGUGGAUGUGGGCCGACAUGGACCCUGUUUGGUGGAGAAACUCUCUGGGAUAUGGGUUGUACACUGUGGCGACAGACUGCCUUGAUCUCUUGCGACUUUGGUUGCAGAAGCGGCAGAUCG